Messenger RNA from Gymnogyps californianus (California condor), 1128 nucleotides. RefSeq names its product chemerin chemokine-like receptor 1 (gene CMKLR1). Bases 1 to 1086 code for a protein of 361 amino acids. The transcript has a single exon. Gene Ontology annotation, cellular component: plasma membrane. The record is from RefSeq and is a predicted model, not a curated record. Gene Ontology annotation, biological process: complement receptor mediated signaling pathway; positive regulation of macrophage chemotaxis; regulation of calcium-mediated signaling. NCBI's taxonomy places the organism in Eukaryota, Metazoa, Chordata, Aves, Accipitriformes, Cathartidae. Gene Ontology annotation, molecular function: complement receptor activity; G protein-coupled receptor activity.
AUGGCGCUUCCCAAUUUGUCCAAUUACUUGGACGACAUCGAUAACUACAGUGACUACCCAGAUUACACCUAUGAGGAGACCGGCAGCGUGUGGACAGACCCGUCCCACGACCCGAAGGACGUUGCGAGGAUCCUCUCCGUCGUCAUCUACAGCGUGUCCUGUGUGUUGGGCAUCCUGGGGAACGGCCUCGUCAUUGCAAUCAUAACUCUGAAGAUGAAGAAGUCGGUCAAUGCCAUCUGGUUCCUCAACUUGGCCGUCGCCGACUUCCUCUUCAACAUCUUCCUGCCCAUAAACAUUGCUUACACGGCCAUGCGGUACAACUGGAUCUUUGGGACAGUCAUGUGCAAGUUGAACUCCUUCCUCCUCAUCCUCAACAUGUACACCAGUGUCCUUCUGCUCACCACCAUCAGCUUCGAUCGCUAUGUGUCAGUGGUUUUCCCCGUCUGGUCUCAAAACCAUCGGUCGACCAACCUAGCGUAUUUAGUUUGCUUGAUUAUCUGGACCGUCGGCAUCAUUAUGAGCUGCCCAUCUCUUGUCUUCCGAGACACGGCACAAGCCCACAACUCCGUGAUUUGUUUUAGCAACUUUUCCCUCUCCAGGAAUAAGUCUUACCAAGCCCUGGCACUAAUAAGGCACCGAACAGUGAACAUCACCAGGUUCCUCGCUGGGUACAUCCUUCCCAUAACCAUCAUCACUUUCUGCUACAUCGCCAUCGUCUUCAACUUGCGUCGAAACCGCCUUGCCAAGUCCAAAAAGCCCUUCAAGAUCAUCGUCACCAUUAUAGUCACCUUCUUCCUUUGCUGGAGUCCCUACCAUCUGCUGAACCUCCUGGAAACAGAGCCCGACAUGAUCCCGCGCUCCGUGUUUGAGAUCAGCAUCCCCAUAACGACGGCGCUCGCUGCCUCCAACAGCUGCAUGAACCCCGUCCUCUAUGUCUUCAUGGGCCAGGACUUUAAGAAGUUUAAGGUCACCAUCCUUUCCAGACUGGUGAACGCUCUCAGCGAGGAGACAGGCCACUCCAGCAUCGUUCACAGGAGUUUCUCCAAGAUGUCUUCAAUGACUGAGAAGGAGACAACAGUCCUCUAAACUCAACCUGGAUGCCUGCAGGAGGUCCAUAGUCCUCCGGUG